Hemiscyllium ocellatum (epaulette shark) is the source of this 1790-nucleotide messenger RNA. RefSeq names its product succinyl-CoA:glutarate-CoA transferase (gene sugct). NCBI's taxonomy places the organism in Eukaryota, Metazoa, Chordata, Chondrichthyes, Orectolobiformes, Hemiscylliidae. The record is from RefSeq and is a predicted model, not a curated record. The transcript is spliced from 14 exons. Bases 36 to 1295 code for a protein of 419 amino acids. Gene Ontology annotation, molecular function: catalytic activity.
GAUACGGACCGUUGGCGCUCAUUUCCGGACUGAAAAUGUUGCGUUGGGCGACGGCUCGAGCGAGACGGUUUGGAACCGCGACAGGAAACGUAAAACCUUUGGAUGGAGUUAAAAUCCUAGACCUCACAAGGGUGUUAGCAGGACCCUUUGCCACAAUGAUCUUAGGAGACCUGGGUGCCGAAAUCAUCAAAGUAGAAAGACCAGGUGCUGGUGAUGACACUCGAGCCUGGGGUCCACCAUUUGUGGGAACAGAGAGUGCUUACUUCCUUAGUGUAAAUCGAAAUAAAAAGAGUAUAGCAGUGAAUCUGAAGGACCCUUGUGGUGCCCGUGUAAUAAAGGAUUUGGCAUCGGUUUGUGAUGUGCUGAUUGAAAAUUAUGUUCCUGGAAAACUGGCAGAAAUGGGACUGGGAUAUAAGCACAUUCAGGACGUUGCUCCACACAUAGUUUACUGUUCAAUUACAGGUUAUGGACAAAUGGGCCCAAUGUCCCAACGUGUCGGUUACGAUUCUGUCGUAUGUGCUGUGUCUGGCCUUAUGCACAUUACUGGCCCACAGGAUGGCGAUCCUGUAAGACCUGGAGUGGCUAUGACUGAUCUAGCCACAGGCUUGUAUAGCCAUGGAGCUAUAAUGGCAGGAUUGCUGCAGAAAGAGAAGACUGGAAAAGGUCUACAUAUUGAUUGCAAUCUGCUUUCAUCCCAGGUUGCUUGUCUUACCCACAUAGCUGCCAAUUAUCUUAAUGGCAGAAAGGAAGCGAAACGAUGGGGAACUGCACACGAGAGCAUUGUUCCAUACCAGGCUUUUAAGACAAAGGAUGGCUAUCUUGUGGUUGGGACUGGAAAUGAUCGACAGUUUUCAGUUGUUUGUAAGAUUUUGACCUUACCUGCACUCAGUCAAGAUCCCAGAUUCAAGACAAACCAGCUCCGUGUUCAGAACAGAAAAGAGCUUAUUGAUAUUCUAUGUGCAAGAUUUCUAGACAAGACAACACAAAACUGGUUGGAACUGUUUGAAGGUAGUGGUGUACCAUAUGGUCCAAUAAACAGCAUUCAACAAGCAUUCUCUGAACCCCAGGUAAUACACAAUGACCUCAUUUUAGAAAUGAACCAUCCAACUGCAGGAAACAUAACUGUUCCAGGUCCUGCUGUCAGGUUCAGUGACUUCAAGGUAUCAAAUCCAAAGCCACCACCACUGAUUGGACAGCACACUGUUGCGAUACUGAAGAACUUGCUGGGUUAUAGUGAGAGCUAUAUCAAUGAAUUGCUUGCAGCAGGAAUAGUUGACCAGCAUGCACAUCAUUAAAGGCUAAUCUCUCUUAGACAAUUUAUUGACCUUUCUGAGAUGAACCAACUUCACAGUUCAGAGAGGAUCAUUUACAAUUCUACAAGCACAAAACAACAAAGUAAAUUUCACUCCAAGUUGUUGCAAAGCUAAUCAGCAGUGUUAGAUUUAUAUAGCAAAAUGCAGAAUUCUUAAUGAAAAUAAUGAUGGAUCUGAUCCAUUGCGAAAUAUUUCAUUCACAAAUCUUAUCUCAAUUGAAUUCAAAAUGGUUUAUGUGAAGUCUUAAACAAAGUAGUCUUUUAAGUAUUGAGUACUGUUUAACCUUGUGGAAAUUCAUCCACUUUUAAUGAAUGGAAGGUUAACUUUGACAGCCAGUACAUUGUCUGAUUUGAAGCUGAAAAUAAAUACAAUGCCUCUAUGGAACUACUAGAAACUGCUUUUAUAUUUCAAAUUUUAAAUAUAUAAGACCAUAUAUUUCAGCAAGAUCAACUUCGUAAAAAAAUUUUGAGUGACAGA